This is a messenger RNA of Microsporum canis CBS 113480, 3210 nucleotides long. Its product is annotated as glycine dehydrogenase. Gene Ontology annotation, cellular component: mitochondrion; glycine cleavage complex. The coding region runs from base 1 to 3210 and encodes 1069 amino acids. The record is from RefSeq and is a predicted model, not a curated record. The transcript has 2 exons. Gene Ontology annotation, biological process: glycine decarboxylation via glycine cleavage system. NCBI's taxonomy places the organism in Eukaryota, Fungi, Ascomycota, Eurotiomycetes, Onygenales, Arthrodermataceae. Gene Ontology annotation, molecular function: pyridoxal phosphate binding; glycine binding; glycine dehydrogenase (decarboxylating) activity.
AUGGUAGCUGCCCUAACGGCCCUCCGCUUCGGCGGUAGGCAUCUCGCCGGACGCCAGGCUCAAGCAGUAAUGCUACGAACUCCUCGCCAGCUGUCGCCGUUGACUGCCUGUCGUCAAUGUCUACUACGGUCUGCCUCCCGCCCUCACCGUGCGGUCGUCUACCGCAGCUUUCACUCCAGUCCUGUCGCCGAGAGCAGCAACACCGACAUCCAACAGCCGCUGGAUAGUUUUCCCCGCCGACACAUUGGGCCUUCGCAGUCGUCUGCUGAGGCAAUGCUGAGCGUGUUGGACCCGCCAGUGAAGACGCUGGAUGAAUUCGUCCACCAAGUCCUGCCGGCUGACAUUCUGUCCGCAAAGGAGCUUGGCUUGGCCGCUCCCAAGGAAACUGCCCCCAAACUGCCGCGGGACAGCCUGUACGGCGGACUGGGCGAGUCAGACAUGAUCAAGUUGUUUGAGGCGUACAGGAAGGACAUUAAUACCACCGGACGAUCACACAUCGGAUGUGGUUACUACGGCACCAUCGUACCGCCGGUCAUCCAGCGAAAUGUGCUUGAGAACCCAGUCUGGUACACAAGCUACACUCCUUACCAGCCGGAGAUCAGCCAGGGCCGAUUGGAGUCUCUUCUCAAUUUCCAGACCCUCACCUCCGACCUCACCGGCCUUCCUGUUGCCAAUGCCUCCGUACUUGAUGAAGCAACCGCCGCUGCGGAGGCCAUGACCAUGUCGUGGGCCGCCCUGCCCGCGAGUAAACAAAAGCAGCCCGGGAAGAAGGCUUUCGUUGCAUCCCACCUGUGCCACCCGCAGACCCUCGCCGUUAUGAGGUCCCGUGCCCAGGGAUUCGGUAUCAAUCUGGUCGUUGGCGAUAUCAUGGCAGACGACUUCAAGCUCGUCAGGGACCAGGGCGAUAAGCUGAUCGGUGUCCUGGCGCAGUAUCCUGAUACUGAGGGUGGAAUCUAUGACUUCCAGGCUCUCGGUGACAAGAUCCACGAGCAAGGUGGCAUGUUCAGUGUUGCCACAGACCUACUUGCAUUGACGGUCCUGAAGGCACCCGGAGAGUUUGGUGCUGAUAUUGCCUUUGGUAACUCUCAGCGAUUUGGAGUUCCGAUGGGCUUCGGUGGCCCUCAGGCUGCAUUCUUUGCUUGCACUGAAAAGAAUAAGCGAAAGAUUCCCGGCCGUAUCGUCGGCGUCUCCAAGGAUAGACUCGGAAACCGUGCAUUGCGUCUCGCUCUGCAGACCCGAGAGCAGCAUAUCCGUCGUGAGAAGGCCACCAGUAACAUCUGCACCGCCCAGGCGCUUCUCGCAAACAUGUCAGCAUUCUAUGCGGUUUACCACGGACCCAAGGGCCUGAAAGCCAUCGCUGAACGUACAAUGUCUCUUACAGCCCUUCUGAGAGCGAAACUGACCGCUCUCGGAUUCAAUGUGCCCGCCAGAGGCAACAUCGGGGACAAUGGGGUUGCGUUUGACACCCUCGUCAUCGAGACUAGCUCACAGGCCGAGGCCGACUCCCUUAUGGACGCUGCCCUCGCAUCCUCCCUGUACCUCCGACGAGUCGGUUCAGCCAAAGUCGGGGUUUCCCUCGACGAGACCAUGGGCGUGAACGAUGUUGAGAAGUUGCUGUCCGUCUUCGCCAAAUUCUCGCCCUACAAGGGUGCUGAAACUAUCGACCUGGCCAAAGACGUUCAGCCUGUCCAGAUCCCCGAGACUGUGCGACGAACUUCUGCUUAUCUCACUCAUCCUGUAUUCAACAGCCACCACUCCGAGACUGAGAUGCUGCGAUACAUCCAACACCUUGGGUCCAAGGAUCUCUCCCUUGCACACUCCAUGAUCUCCCUCGGCUCUUGCACGAUGAAGUUGAACGCCACCACCGAAAUGCUGCCCAUCACCUGGCCUGAGUUUUCCUCUGUGCACCCUUUCACCCCAACCCCCGCAGUGAAGGGAUAUAUCGACAUGAUUGAGGAUCUUGAGCAGCAAUUAGCCAAUAUCACUGGUAUGGCUGAGGUUACCAUCCAGCCAAACUCUGGAGCCCAGGGCGAAUUCGCUGGAUUGAAAGCGAUCAAGAAAUACCACGACAGCCAAGGAGAGCCCGGUAAACGUAAUGUCUGUUUAAUUCCCGUUUCGGCCCAUGGAACAAACCCAGCUAGUGCUGCUAUGGCUGGAAUGCGCGUCGUCCCAGUCAAAUGCGACACCGCAACCGGUAAUCUUGAUGUUGCGGACCUUCGCGCCAAGUGUGAGAAACACAAGGAUGAACUCGGAGCUAUCAUGAUCACAUACCCAAGUACUUAUGGUGUCUUUGAGCCUAGUAUCAAGGAAGUUUGCGAAGUGGUCCACCAGUAUGGCGGCCAAGUGUAUAUGGAUGGAGCCAAUAUGAACGCGCAGAUCGGCCUUUGCUCACCAGGUGAAAUCGGCGCCGAUGUGUGUCAUCUCAACCUACACAAGACCUUCUGCAUCCCCCACGGUGGCGGCGGCCCUGGUGUUGGCCCCAUUGGUGUUGCUGAACAUCUUCGCCCAUUCCUCCCUUCUCACCCGCUCAAUGACCACCUGCUCGCGAAACGGCCUGCGUCCGUGGACUCUCCACCCAUCAGCGCUGCUCCCUUUGGUAGCGCUAGCAUCCUCCCCAUCACAUUUGCAUACAUCAACAUGAUGGGUGCUAAGGGUCUAACCCACGCAACCAAGAUCACGCUCCUUAAUGCCAACUAUAUCCUCUGCAGGCUAAAGCCACAUUUCCCGAUCUUGUACACCAAUGCCAACGGCCGAUGCGCGCACGAGUUUAUCCUCGAUGUGCGCCAGUUCAAAGCCACCGCUGGCAUUGAGGCGAUAGACAUCGCUAAGCGAUUGCAAGACUAUGGCUUCCACUCGCCAACCAUGUCAUUCCCCGUCGCCAACACGCUUAUGAUUGAGCCAACGGAGUCGGAGAGCAAGGCUGAGCUCGACCGAUUCUGCGACGCCCUCAUCUCCAUCCGUGGGGAAAUCGCCGCUAUUGAACGCGGCGAGCAGCCAAAGGAGAAUAACGUUCUGAAACUGGCACCCCAUACUCAGCGAGACCUCCUGACUACCGAGUGGGACCGCCCUUACACCAGAGAGGCUGCCGCAUAUCCUCUCCCUUGGCUAUUGGAGAAGAAAUUCUGGCCCAGCGUAGCCAGAGUUGACGAUGCAUUCGGCGAUCAAAACCUGUUUUGCACCUGCGGACCUGUCGAAGACGCCACUGACUAG